Molecule: messenger RNA, 4669 nt
Organism: Pyrus x bretschneideri (Chinese white pear)
Lineage: Eukaryota; Viridiplantae; Streptophyta; Magnoliopsida; Rosales; Rosaceae
Product: TMV resistance protein N-like
Exons: 5
Coding region: 278-4555 (1425 amino acids)
Biological process (GO): signal transduction; defense response
Molecular function (GO): ATP hydrolysis activity; ADP binding
Source: RefSeq, a predicted model, not a curated record
UGAUUUCCUGAGAUCUGUGAAUAUAUCUGGCAUGCAGAAAAGUAAUGGGUCCAGUAACAUAAAAAACAAACUGUUUGCCGAUAUGAAGCUGCAAAGAAAGAGAGAGGAAGUUCCGUGAACUUUAAUCCUUCUACUUUAUCACAUUCAUAUUGAAAGGUAUAGGUAGGAAGCCGUUUCGUUGGUAGUGAGAAAAGCUUGAGGACUGAUACACCAUUCCAGUAUUCCAAUUCUUUGAGAGGCUCUUUUCUUUUGUUUAUGGUCUGGCUUUAAUUAUCCUAUGGCCAAUCAACUUGUCCCUUCUUCUUCCUUCACCACUACUCCUUCAUGGACAUACGAUGUCUUUUUGAGUUUCAGAGGUGAGGAUACACGCUACAAUUUUACAGAUCAUCUAUACCAAGCCUUGGUCCGUCACGGAAUCCACACCUUCAUUGAUCAUAGUGAACUUCCAAUAGGAGAAGAAAUAGCACCAACUCUUCUCGAAGCAAUUGAAAACUCGAGAAUUUCUGUCAUCAUAUUCUCUGAAAACUAUGCUUCUUCAAGAUGGUGCUUGGACGAGCUCGUACAUAUUCUUGAAUGUAGAAAGUCAAGGGGACAGAUGACAAGGGCAAUCUUCUACAAGGUGGAUCCAUCGGAUGUCCGACACCAAAGAAAUAGUUAUGGUGCUGCGUUUGCUGACCAUAGCCGCAAAUAUGAGAAUAACCUGGAGAAGGUGCAAAGAUGGAGGACAACUCUUACAGAAGCAGCAGAUCUGAAGGGAGCUACUCUCAACAAUGGAGAGUAUGAAACUACAUUUAUUAACGGCAUCGUUAAGGAGAUUUCAACCCAAGUAUUAAAUCGCACAUAUUUGCAUGUGGCUAAAUACCCAGUUGGAAUAGAGUCUUGUGUAGAAAAGGUGGAAGAGCUUUUAGGUGUCGGUGAAAAUGAUCGUCGUGUGGUUGGGAUUUGGGGGACAUCUGGAAUAGGCAAGACAACAAUUGCUAAAGCUGUUCAUAAUGCAAUUGCUCAUAAGUUUCAAGGUAGUUGUUUUCUGGCAGAUGUUAGGGAAAGAUCGACAUCUCGUGAAGGCAUAAUCGAACUACAAAAGAGACUUCUAUCUAAAAUUCUAUGUGGUACAGAGUUCCAAAUUGACAGUUAUCAUGAAGGAAUCAGUCUUAUUAAGAAUCGGUUGAGUCAAAAGAAGAUUCUCUUAAUUCUUGAUGAUGUGGAUCAUUUGAAGCAGUUAGACAACUUGGUUCAAGAGAUCAGUUGGUUCGGUGAGGGUAGCAGAGUGAUCAUAACCACAAAAGAUAGAGGAUUGUUGGACUCUUAUAGAGUCAAGUUGGUAUAUGAGGUCCAAACGUUAGAAGAAGGCAAAGCUCUUGAGCUUUUACUUUUGAAUGCCUUUGGAAGUAAUGAACCUCCGAAGGAUUAUUUGAGACUCGCACGACGUGCAAUAGCCUAUGCUCAAGGCCUUCCGUUGGCUCUUAAUAUUAUAGGUUCUCAUCUGUGUGAUAAACGUAUAAAUCGUUGGCAAGCUAUAUUGGAUGGCUACAAUUCUUACGAUGGAGAACCUUAUACAGAUAUUCAAGAAAUACUUCGAAAAACUUAUGAUGCCUGGGAUUAUGGGCUGCAACAAGUUUUCCUAGACAUUGCAUGUUUCUUUAAGGGUGGAGAUAAAGAAGAAGUGUUACAAAUAUUAAGAAGUUCAAAGCUCGGAGCACGUCAAGAUUGUAUUGAAGUGCUCGUUGAGAAAGCCAUAAUAACUAUUGAAGAUAAUUGGAUUUUGAUGCAUGACUUACUAGAAAAAAUGGGUAAGCAUAUAGUUUGGCAAGAAUCGCCCUACGAACCAGGUGAGCGGAGCAGGUUGUGGUUUCAUAAGGAUGUGUACGAUGUUCUAACUGAAAACAAGGGAACAGAGAAAAUUAGAAGUAUUGUGGUGGAGCUACCCAAAUCAGAUGUGAUACCCUUGAAUCCAGAAAGCUUCUUGAGGAUGGGAAAUCUUGAAAUUUUGAUAAACCGUAAUGCACACUUUUCUGGAUGCGUUAAUUAUUUGCCCAACAGUUUGAGGUGGUUUGACCUGGGUGGACGAUCCAUUAUUAAUAUUAAGCAUACGGUUGUGCUCAAUUUGCAGUCCAAUUUUCAUCCAAGAUAUCUCGUUAAGUUUGAUAUGUCAUACAGUGACAUAAGACAAUUGAAGGGAUUUAAGAUUUUGGAAAAGCUUACAUGGAUGAAUUUAAGUGGUUGCGAAUUCUUGGAAAAAAUCCCCGACUUCUCUGGAAGCCCAAACUUAAAGCACUUGAAUCUAAGUGGAUGUAAAAAUUUGGUUGAGGUUGAUGAUUUUGUUGGAUUCCUUGACAAACUUGUUAUAUUGGAUCUUAGUCGGUGCUCUAAACUUACGAGGUUUGCAACAAGACUUGAAUUGAGAUCCCUUGAAGAGCUUAAUCUUUGUGGGUGCACAAGGCUGGAGAGAUUUCCAGAAAUAGAGAAGGACAAGAUGAAAUCUCUGACGCGUUUGGAGAUAGGAAAAAGUGGCAUAAGAGAAUUGCCUUCAUCAAUUGCGUAUCUUACUGGGCUCACAGAGUUGGUUGCAAAUGGUUGUGAGUUGCAAAAUGUCCCCGACUUAUCCAGAAGCCCAAACAUAAGGGUGUUGGAUCUAAGUGACUGCACAAGUUUGGUCGAGGUUCAUGAUUCAGUUGGAUUCCUUGGUAAACUUGAAUUUUUGCAUCUUAAUGGGUGCUCUAAGCUUACGAGGUUUGCAACAAGACUUGGAUUGAGAUCCCUUAUAGGUCUCUAUCUCAAAGGUUGCACAAGGCUGGAGACAUUUCCAGAAAUAGAGAAGGACAAGAUGAAUUCUCUGACGCGUUUGGAGAUAGGAAAAAGUGGCAUAAGAGAAUUGCCUUCAUCAAUUGCAUAUCUUACUGGGCUUACGGACUUGGUUGCAAAUGGUUGUGAGUUGCAAAAUGUCCCCGACUUAUCCGGAAGCCCAAACAUAAUGGUGUUGGAUCUAAGAGACUGCACAAGUUUGGUCGAGGUUCAUGAUUCAGUUGGAUUCCUUGAUAAACUUGAAUUUUUGCAUCUUAAUGGGUGCUCUAAGCUUACGAGGUUUGUAACAAGACUUGGAUUGAGAUCCCUUAUAGGUCUCUAUCUCAAAGGUUGCACAAGGCUGGAGACAUUUCCAGAAAUAGAGAAGGACAAGAUGAAAUCUCUGACGCGUUUAGAGAUAGGAAAAAGUGGCAUAAGAGAAUUGCCUUCAUCAAUUGCGUAUCUUACUGGGCUUACGCACUUGUCUGCAAAUGGUUGUGAGUUGCAAAAUGUCCCUGACUUAUCCGGAAACCCAAACAUAAGUUACAUGGAUCUAAGUGACUGCACAAGUUUGGUUGAGGUUCAUGAUUCAGUUGGAUUCCUUGAUAAACUUGAAUUUUUGCAUCUUGAUGGGUGCUCUAAGCUUACGAGGUUUGCAACAAGACUUGAAUCAAGGUCCCUAUAUUAUCUUUCUCUUGAAGGUUGCAGAAGGCUCGAGAGUUUCCCAGAAAUAGAGGGCAAGAUGGAAUCCCUAAGCCAUUUGAAUAUACAAAAUAGUGGCAUAAGAGAAUUGCCUUCAUCAAUUGCGUAUCUUACUGGGCUUACGCACGUGACUGCAUCUGGUUGUGAGUUGCAAAAUAUCCAACUCCUCCCUUUUGGAAAGAAGGUGAAGUUUGAUGAAGUUUCAUCCUGCGGUACCAAUUUACAAUUGUCUCUUGAUCUAGAAGGAUGCAAUUUAUCAGAAAGGGAUUUCCUUGCGCCUCUUGAUUGCUGGUCCGCAUUAACAUCACUUAAUCUGUCGAGAAACAAUUUUGUUAGCCUUCCGAAUUGUAUUAGCAAAGUUGUCAACUUGAAGACACUUUUCUUGAGGGAUUGCAAGAGGCUUCGGGAAAUUCCAGUCCUUCCACCAAAACUAGAAGAGUUAUAUCUGGAUGAUUGCACGUCACUGGAGAAAAUUCCAAAACUGCCGCUGAGGCUUAAGCGUCUUAACUUGUGUAACUGCUCUGGACUAAGUGGCGAUGAGCUAGCAAAGUUGGAAAACAACUUGUUGAAUGAGGAAAUUGAUCCGCGCUCUAAAUUGGACAUUAUUUACCCAGGCAAUGAAGUUCCAAAGUGGUUCAGCUAUACCUCUAACCAUCCCAUAACCAUUCAACCUCUACCAGAAUAUGAAUCGAAUGAAUAUGACAGGAAAGAAACAUAUGUUGGAGGACGUGAAUUUCGUUUUGAAAUUCCUCUAAAAUUACAAGUGGGGGAGACGUUAUUAGGAUUGGCUCUAUCUUUUGUUGUUGAACCAUCGACUCAUCAUGAUUAUCCUAUUGACCCGUGUAUUAUCAUCAACGGAGAAGAAUUACUUGAACAUAAUUUAUGGUAUGGUGAGGACACAAAGGCAACUCAUGUGAGGCUUGCAUUAGUGGGUUUAUGGGAACAGGAGCCGGGGGUACAUAUUUGUCAAGUUGUAUUUCGAUUCCAGAAAGGGUGUCCCAUUAAAAGCUGCGGCGUGCACUGCCUAUUGAGACCAACGAGCAGUCUUGGGAUGAGGCCUCAUCCACGUUGAUCCUCAGAUAUUGUCGAUGAUGAAUAUGAUCAGGAACAGCAAUGGCUUUCCUCAUCUUCGGAGGAUAAGGAGCAAGAGUAAGAGCAACCGUCCGACUUAGAUAAUCAUCCAAAA